UACUGCCACUGCUACCCAACCUACAAUUGGCACAAAUCCAUUAGGGUCAACUGCUCCAUUUGGUGGUGGUAUUUUAGGAGGAACUGCUGCAACUACCACAACUACUAGUUUAUUUGGAGCCACACAAACAGCUCCUUCUUUUUCAUCUUCGUUGUUCCCCACUGCAACAACUACAAGUUCGGCUUUUCCAACUCUAGGUCAAACUUCUGUUAGUUCUGCAGCUCCUGGUGGAUUUUCUUUUGGUGGUUUUGGAAAUACAGCUACUAGCUCUUCAUUGUCAUUUGGACAAUCGUUAUCUUCUGUUUCAACAACACCUUCAACUCUUACUACUCCUUCAGUUGGCCUAGGAGGUGUUGAUAUUCAAACAGCUACAGGUUUAAAUGGUGCAUCGACAUCGCAAAAGAAGGAUGGCAAAGCUGUAAAAGAAACACAAAUUCCAAAUGAGAUAUCUGUUACUGUAGAAUCUUUCAAAAAGUAUGUCAAAGAACAAAAAGCCAUCCGUGAAGAGAUGAGUCGAGUGUCAAGUAAAAAUAUUUUCCGUGUUCAGGAACAAGUAGUUGCCCUUAGACAGCAGUUAUCUGUUGUUUCAAAUGGUCUUCAAAGGAAUGCAAUAGCUAUUGCAAAGCUGAAGGAAGAAUCAAAUCAAGAAUUAAAGAAUGCAGAAAUUGCACAGAGGACUAAAGAUUCUCCUUCUUCACUACAAUAUGAAAAUAAUGCUCCAACUGAGUAUUUUCAUAAUCUGGCUAAUUCCUUUGAAAAGCAGAUGCAGUCUUACAGGCAACAAAUUGAACAGCUUGAAAGACAACUGUUAUCAUUGUCACAGCCAUAUACACUAACUCCAAAUGAAUGGACUGCGAUUAGACGGCGGUUGCAUGAUGUAUUUGUGACGUUAGCUGCACAGUUACAAACAAUUCAUCAAGAAGUCCAGGUAUAUAAAGAACAUUUUAUCAACAAUCAAAGACUGAAUCAUGGUGAUAUCAGAAAUUUGUUGCAAAAUCGCAAGGACAGCUUGCGAGAUAAUGCAGUAAAUACGCAGCUUCUUUCUUCUGUUACAUAUGGCCCUUCUCCAUUUGCUGCUGUGCAGAGUGCUGUAGGCAAAGCAAUUACUAAUGUAUUUGGUCGUUCACAGCAAUUACCAGGUGGUAGUACAACACUAGGAAACCUGGGCUCCUCUGGAUUUGAUAGUGGUCAGUAUUUAAAGCCUUUCUAAGCAACCCAUUCUCAUCACUUGUAAAAAUACAAUUAAAUUAGAGAGACAUCAUUUGUUAAAUCUAUAAUUUUGGUAUUUUUGUUGCAGUAGUAGUUGAUGACGUUGAUCAUUAAAUUUGUGAUAGUUAUUUUUUUUAGUGCAUA
Stegodyphus dumicola is the source of this 1353-nucleotide messenger RNA. Its product is annotated as nucleoporin p58/p45-like. NCBI's taxonomy places the organism in Eukaryota, Metazoa, Arthropoda, Arachnida, Araneae, Eresidae. Gene Ontology annotation, biological process: nucleocytoplasmic transport. Gene Ontology annotation, molecular function: structural constituent of nuclear pore. Gene Ontology annotation, cellular component: nuclear pore. The record is from RefSeq and is a predicted model, not a curated record.